Tarenaya hassleriana is the source of this 2531-nucleotide messenger RNA. Its product is annotated as NADPH--cytochrome P450 reductase 2-like. Gene Ontology annotation, molecular function: FMN binding; flavin adenine dinucleotide binding; NADPH-hemoprotein reductase activity. Gene Ontology annotation, cellular component: cytosol. Lineage: Eukaryota; Viridiplantae; Streptophyta; Magnoliopsida; Brassicales; Cleomaceae. The coding region runs from base 106 to 2250 and encodes 714 amino acids. The record is from RefSeq and is a predicted model, not a curated record. The transcript is spliced from 18 exons.
CAUUCUCAGGAGUCCGAGUCUCACCUAAAAAAACAAAUCAACAGAGAGAGAAGGAGAUCCUCCUGCUUGGUCUUCCUCAUCCGCUGAGCUUACCUACUCCAAUCCAUGGCGUCUUCUUCUCCGUUGGGCUCCGUGAAGAUUUCGCCCUUCGAUCUCAUGUCGGCGAUCAUUAAGGGCAAGUCGGGGGUCGCCGACUCGGCCAACGCCUCCGCAUACGAGUCCUUCGCCGCCGAGUUCUCCGCCAUUCUCUUCGAGAACAAGGAUUUCAAGGCGCUUCUCACCACCUCUGUCGCCGUCCUCAUCGGCUGCGUCAUCGUGCUCGUGUGGCGGAGAUCCGGCGGCAACAAGCCCAAGCUCGUUGAGCCUCCGAAGCCGUUAGUAAUCAAGCGUCGCGAGGAGGAGGUCGACGACGGGAGAAAGAAGGUCACUAUCUUCUUCGGCACUCAGACAGGAACCGCGGAAGGAUUUGCUAAGGCACUUGCCGAGGAAGCUAGGGCGAGAUAUGAGAAGGCCAGAUUCAAAAUCGUUGAUUUGGAAGAUUAUGCUGCGGAUGAUGAUGAGUACGCGGAGAAAUUGAAGAAGGAAAAACUCGCUUUCUUCUUCUUGGCCACAUACGGGGAUGGUGAGCCUACAGAUAAUGCAGCGAGAUUCUAUAAAUGGUUCACAGAGGGGGAUGACAAGGGAGAAUUGCUCAAGGACAUGAAAUACGGAGUCUUUGGGUUGGGCAACAGACAGUAUGAGCAUUUCAACAAGAUCGCCAAGGUAGUAGAUGAGAUGCUUGCUGAACAAGGUGCCGAGCGUCUUGCACCUGUGGGUCUCGGAGAUGAUGACCAAUGUAUCGAGGAUGACUUCACUGCAUGGCGUGAAUCGUUAUGGCCGGAGUUGGAUAAGUUGCUUAGGGAUGAGGGUGAUGUAGCUGUUACUACACCUUACACCGCAGCUGUGUUGGAAUACAGAGUUUCCGUUUAUGACUCUGAAGAUGGAAAACUGGAGGAGAAGAACUUGGCCAAUGGGAAUGGGCAUACUGUUUAUGAUGCUCAACAUCCAUACAGGGCUAAUGUUUCUGUAAAGAAGGAGCUUCAUACUACCGAGUCUGACCGUUCUUGCACCCAUUUGGAAUUGGACAUCGCUGGGACAGGACUCUCGUAUGAAGCCGGAGAUCAUGUUGGUGUGUACAGUCAGAACUCAAGCGAAACUGUGGAGGAAGCACUUAGGUUACUGGGUAUGUCAGGCGAUAUUUAUUUCGCCCUCCAUACCGAAAAAGAGGACGGAACACCGAUCACUGGCAGUGCACUUCCUCCUCCAUUCCCGCCUUGCUCUUUGAGGACAGCCCUGACUCGUUACACAUGUCUUCUGAGUUCUCCGAAGAAGUCUGCAUUACUUGCUUUGGCCGCUAAUGCUUCUGAUCCAACCGAAGCUGAGAGAUUAAGACACCUUGCAUCACCUGCUGGGAAGGACGAGUACGCGAAAUGGAUAGUGGAAAGUCAGAGAAGUCUCCUCGAGGUGAUGGCUGAGUUUCCUUCAGCCAAGCCUCCCCUCGGUGUAUUCUUUGCUGCCGUUGCUCCGAGGUUGCAGCCUAGGUUCUAUUCGAUCUCUUCAUCUCCAAAGAUCGCACCGUCAAGAAUUCAUGUCACAUGUGCUCUGGUUCUCGAUAAGAUGCCAACUGGAAGGAUUCACAAGGGCGUUUGCUCGACUUGGAUGAAGAAUGCUGUGCCAUUGGAGAAAAGCGAGAACUGCUGCUGGGCGCCCAUUUUUGUGAGGCAGUCCAACUUCAAACUUCCUUCAGAUGCUAAUGUACCAAUCAUCAUGAUCGGUCCUGGGACUGGGUUGGCUCCCUUCAGGGGUUUUCUUCAGGAAAGACUUGCCCUGAAAGAGUCCGGGGUUGAACUCGGACCAUCCAUUCUCUUCUUUGGUUGCAGAAACCGUAGGAUGGAUUUCAUAUACGAGGACGAGCUCCAGAGAUUCGUCGAGAGUGGUGCUCUCUCAGAGCUCGUUGUUGCAUUCUCGCGCGAAGGACCCACCAAAGAAUACGUCCAGCACAAGAUGAUUGACAAGGCCUCGGACAUCUGGAACAUGAUUUCUCAGGGAGCGUAUCUAUACGUAUGUGGUGACGCCAAAGGCAUGGCAAGAGAUGUUCAUCGAGCACUCCACACUAUAGUUCAAGAACAGGGUUCUAUGGACGGCUCUAAAGCAGAGAGCUUUGUCAAGAAUCUGCAGACGAGUGGAAGAUAUCUUCGUGAUGUUUGGUAAUAUCAAGCAUUUUUACAACACACUGAGGCAUUAUACAAAGAAAAAACCAAAACGUCGAAGGAAAAGCUCCUCCCGUUUCUUUCUUUUAUAAGCUUUAGUAAUCCUUUUUUCCCAUAUAUUUUUGUUUAUAUAUUUUGAGAGAAGUUCAUAUUUAGCUUUGUUAUUAUUAUUUUAAUUAUUAUAGUUAUGCAAGUAUAUUGUAUGUGCCCUUUUGUAUAAGACUGCAAAGAGGACAUAUCUUGUGUCCCCUUUUUCUGGAAUGCCAAGUGUAUUUCUGUAUA